AUGGGUUCUUCAUCGUCAGUUACCACGAUUUGUAUUCGAAUAGAAUGUAAUAAACCAUGUUUUGUCGAAACAAAUGGAAGAAAGCAUCCAUUUUGUGGGAAAACGUGUGCAAAAAUUUUUAUCGAUUCAAACUUGUCAAAGUGCUCUAAUGCAAAUUGUAAUCGAAACAAAUUUAUUGAUCCUUCUGACCAAAAAGUAUAUGACUAUUGUGGAAAAACAUAUUCGACAAAAUACUAUUCAUACUGCUCUUCUAACUGUUACUGGUUGGAAACUACAACACUUACGCAAACAAAAUUAACAUUGUUGGCUCCAGACGAUUUGGAUUACGAUGUGGCAAAAAGACCAUUUCUUAACGGAAUCCCAAGUGCAAAAAUUCAUGGGAUUAUUCGAAUCCAAAUGCCAAAAAUUAUCGUUGACGCACAUCAAAUUUUGAAAAAACAACCCGGUUUAAAAUCAUAUAAAUUAUUUCAUGGCACUAAAACCACUUGUGAUCCAAUGAAUAUUACAAGAUGUUUGAAAACUAUUUGUAAUACUAGCGUUAAUAAUAAUUGUGGUGUAUGUGGUAUAAUUACCAAAGGCAAUGAUACAACCUGCUCUAGAUAUGGUGGAACUAUGUGGUUCGCACAAUCUUCAAACACAUCUUUGUGUUAUUGUUCCGUUGAUAAGGGAAAUAAAGCGAUGUUUCUUCUUGACGUUUUGUCGAAUAAUUCACCAGAUCCUGGAUUUUUGACCGUUAAUCAGAAUGCGUUAUUUUGCUAA
Entrophospora sp. SA101 is the source of this 759-nucleotide messenger RNA. Lineage: Eukaryota; Fungi; Glomeromycota; Glomeromycetes; Entrophosporales; Entrophosporaceae. The record is from the annotation of a GenBank genome assembly.